AGGAGGAUUCAACGCACAACAACAGGCGUGACUCGAUGCUGCACUUUCAUUGGGCAAUUUCACUCGACUCUUAACAUCUGACAUACAAACGAAGCAAAAGCAACAUACUUAACUCAAGACGGGAAAUAAACUGUUUACGAUAACCUACAGAGAAGAGGAGUAACCCGUAGGCGUCUUAAACUUGGCAGGCUUUAUGUAUAGCUUUGUUGUUGUUGCUGUAGCAUUAUUUACACGCUCUAAAGGAUUUGUUUGACUUCCUUAAUAAUAAUUCUGGUAUACACUGUCUGCGCUGACUGAGGCUAAAAUUAAUCCCCAACCAGUCUUGUUUUCAGCUGACUGACAUGGCGUGUAACAUCGUUUCCAAACUGCUUCGUCCUUCUGCGUUCACACAACUUGCGUCUCUCCGCUCAGGCCGCCUGUUUCGAGGAAAGGCGGCUGUGCUGACGGUGACCAGACAGUCUUCCAGCGAGCCUCCUCCGGAGAAAAUCAGUCGCUAUCCGAUUCCCUACAAGAAAGACUUGCCUUAUGAUAUAGUAGAGCUUAUGGAGGAAGUGGAGUCAAAGGGAGGCUUUUUGCCCAAUGUCUUCAAAGUCCUCUCUCACAGACCAGCAGAGUUCAGAGCCUUCUUCGCGUACUACAAUGAACUCAUGAACAAGGAGACAGGCAGGUUAACAAAGGCAGACCGGGAGCUGAUCGUAGUGGCAACCAGUAUCCACAACAAGUGUCUUUACUGUGUGGUCUCACACAGCGCGCUGCAUCGCAUCUACUCGAAGAAACCCAGUCUUUCUGAUCAGGUUGUUGUGAACUACAAGAAUGCUGAGCUCACACCUCGGGAACACGCCAUGCUGGACUUUGCGAUGGCUGUGUGUCGCUGUGACACCAUCACAGAGCAGCAUUUUCAGCAUCUGGAGGAAGCUGGCUUUGAUCGCGAGGACGCCUGGGACAUUGCAGCCAUCGCUGCUUUUUUUGCCAUGUCCAACAGACUUGCCCACCUCACAGACAUGAGGCCAAACCUUGAAUUUUUCAACAUGGGCCGCGUACCACGGGACAAGAGCAAAGACAAGGCAGGAAAUGACAAAUGAAAAGCAAAAACAUGUUACAGACAAGAUUGUCUGAUGGCAAGAUGCAUUUAUGACUGAAUAUGUUCUUCUGCAGCCAAAAUAUUCUCUGUUCUGUUUUUUUUUUUCUUUGUUUCCAGCCUUUUUUCAUGUAUGGUGACACGCAGCAUUAGAUCUACAGCUGUGCAGCCAAAAAGUGGUAGAAACUGAGCAUUAAUACUAAAAUUUGUCAGAAUUACCUGAGAUCACAUUUUUAGAUUCCACAUGAAUUUAACAGAUCCAGUUUUGGCAUGUAGAACUAAAACAAACAUGACUGAUGUUGAAGUCUCUCUCAGGCAGACAGAAUUGACAAUCCUUGUGUACAAAUGUACAGUACAUGUGACUUUAGCCUUUAAAAACUGUGAAGAAACAUGAAGGAGAUAAUAAGGUAGUAUGAGAUGUUUAUUUUUGUGUGUGUUUGUUAUUGGGUCCUGUUUGGAUUUAUUGGCAACAGAAUUCAAGUCCUUUCCCACUGUGUUAUACUAUUAUUAAUAUGUACAUUUAUCUUCAUAUUAAGAAUUCCCACUGGUUUAUUUGACUCGUGUCUUAUGGUGGAGAGAUUCAGACUAAUUAACAAUAAUUCAGUUCUAUAGAUGUCAGUAAAUUGACCUGGUUUGUGUUCAGUACCUCUAAUGAAACAAUCUUCCAACACUGAAUUUUAUGGUAAGUGUUCAGUUUAGUAUUCACUGGUUGAAAGUGCACUUUGUUAUUAUUUUAAGUUUGAAUGGUAAACAGCUUUCCCAAGCCUUUCACAUAUCUUCUUAAUAAACUGUGGAAAAAAUC
Messenger RNA from Melanotaenia boesemani (Boeseman's rainbowfish), 1880 nucleotides. RefSeq lists its product as uncharacterized. The coding region runs from base 342 to 1082 and encodes 246 amino acids. The record is from RefSeq and is a predicted model, not a curated record. NCBI's taxonomy places the organism in Eukaryota, Metazoa, Chordata, Actinopteri, Atheriniformes, Melanotaeniidae. Gene Ontology annotation, molecular function: peroxiredoxin activity. The transcript is spliced from 5 exons.